Molecule: messenger RNA, 1822 nt
Organism: Myodes glareolus (Bank vole)
Lineage: Eukaryota; Metazoa; Chordata; Mammalia; Rodentia; Cricetidae
Gene: Sh2d1b
Product: SH2 domain containing 1B
Biological process (GO): regulation of signal transduction; regulation of immune response
Source: RefSeq, a predicted model, not a curated record
CAUUUCCUGCGUCUGCUAAAGCUGACUGAACCCACAGAGCCAUUUCAUCUUGUUUGGACAACACUUCCCUCUUCACAGUCACUACUUGGCCUGGAGCUGGAUCUCAGGUUGCCAGGACAGUUAAAGCACAACGUAGCCCUCCAUGGAGCUGCCUUACUACCACGGCCCGCUAACCAAGCAAGAGUGUGAAACCCUGCUCCUCAAGGGCGGGGAGGAUGGCAACUUUCUGUUAAGAGACAGCGAGUCUGUGCCAGGAGUCCUGUGUCUCUGCGUCUCGUUUAAAAAGUUUGUCUACACCUACCGAAUCUUCAGAGAGAAAUAUGGAUAUUACAAGAUACAGACUGUGGAAGGGGCUCCAAAGCAGAUCUUUCCAAACCUAGAGGAACUAAUCUCCAAAUUUGAAAAGCCAGGCCAAGGACUGGUGGUUCACCUGUCAAACCCAGUAAGGAAAAAGAGCUUCUGCCCAAGAGGAAGAAGGGUGACGUCAGAGCCAAAUGUCUAUGAGAACACUAACGAGGACUACGUGGAUGUCUUGCCUUGAAAACAAGAAUAGAGGAGAAAACAAGCUAACGGAAAGGUGGUAGAGCUCUCCGCUGCCACCACCUCUGCAAGUGUUGAUCGAAAGUGCCAGUUUCUAGUGGGCCUUUGAGACUCCUCUGAUCUGGGUAGCAGGAUCUUCUCUACUGAAGCCUUGGAGAAGUCCCUUCCCACAUCCUGGCCUUCUGGCACACUCACAAGAAGCUCCAAAGCCACCACUCACCUGUCACUCUCCUAUCUUGGGAUUGGACAGCCAGAAUCCAGUCUCCUGACUAGCUGAUCAGAGGCACCGCCACUGCUUCCGGGUUGACAACAUCUAACAGGACAAUGGAAAGGGCUGCUUCAUAGAGAGGGAAGAAUGCUCUACAAUGACUUCAGAGUCCCCAUCCCACGGUUGUGUGACUUUGGACAAACCACCCUUUCUGGUGUGGUGGAGUGAUUGAUACACACUAACCUGGACCCUCUGUUGAGCCUGGUUGUCCUGGGUGGAGCUGGGGUCUGAGCAGAGGACUCAAGAUCUAAGGAUACUGAAGAAGCAAACUUGUCCUCUACCUGUCUAGGUCUUGCUGAGGGUUGCGACCCACCCAUGAUCCCUUUCCCUUCAGUUUGGGCUAGGCUGACUUCCUGCCAGACAUUCCUCUGGCCACAGUUUUUCCUCAUUAUUCCCAAUUCUACAUAUGCAGCAAUCACUUUGCCAACUGAUAAAUAUGAUAAAAAAUAUUUAUUUUUUAUUAAUUUUUUGGUUAGCAUACAGAGAGAUGGGUUUCAUUCUGGCCUUUUUAUGCCUUAAAUCAUUAUUUUUCUUUCUUUUCUCUUUCUUUUCUUUUUUUUUUUUGAGACAGAAUCUCAGUCUAGCCCAAGCUAGCCUCAAACUCAAACUUUCUGUCUCAGCCUCCGAAGUGCUGGGAUUACAGACACACGUGGUCACAUGUGGCCAGUACUUUCUUCAUUCUUGACCUUCCAUUGUACUUCCCCACUUUCCCCAGCUCGCUGGGACCCUCCUGUCCCCACAGAGGCUCCCUUCUGCAUAUAUUCCUUUGCCUUCUCCAUUCUUGCUUCCAUUUUAGACCUCUUCCUCCUGUCUCAUAGUCUGAUUUCUGAACUUUCAUGUCCUCCAUAUGUAUGUAUGUUUAUAUAUAUAUAUAUAUAAAUUUAAAUCUACAUUUUGCAUAGGAGAAAAAUGUGGUUUGUCCUUCUGAAUCUGAUAAAUUUCACUUAACACAAUGACCUUCAGGAUUGUCCGUUUCUUGGUGUGUGCGUGAAUGCUAUAAAUUCAUUGCUCUAA